Messenger RNA from Closterium sp. Yama58-4, 933 nucleotides. The record is from the annotation of a GenBank genome assembly. NCBI's taxonomy places the organism in Eukaryota, Viridiplantae, Streptophyta, Zygnematophyceae, Desmidiales, Closteriaceae.
GUGCAUCCCAACUGGUUACCACCGGAUCGCUUGCUACCAGCGCGCCUGGAGGGCGAGGGGUCGCUGUGGUGCGACCUCGACGUGCUCGAGUUCGCCUGCCUGCCCGGCCGCCUGCAGCCUGGGCGCGACAGGGCGAGGGCGGAGGAGGAGAGCAGCGAGCUCGUGGACGACCUGCGCGGCUGCAGUGCCGUGCUGGGGCCCGGCUCGCAGGUGGCGUGCGACGACACGUUUGUCACCAUGGGCCCCAUUGUCGUCGACAGCUCAGCGCCACAUCAGCUCGGCUUCCUCACAAACUGUCACGUGGCAGGCACGUCCCCUGAGAUGUCGGAGGGGGCCUGCCUCUACCACCCGCACUGCCCGAGCCUCGGCCCCGGCGUGCCUAUCGGGGAGGUUCGGCGCGUGGUGUCCUUCCGAAGCGACUUUGAGUGGUUUGGGUUCUACAUCAACCACCAGCCAGACAUCAGGGUGAGGGUGGACGGGGCGUUCGCCACCUUCGCCGCCACCAUCCACGCGCAUCACAUCACAGCACGCCCACGGGGACUGCCGCCCGGUGCAGUGGGGCCGCUGCUGCACAUCCUCCCCUCGUGGCCCGUCACUGCACUCGUCUCGCAGCAGGUGGCGAAGGUGGGGCGCAGUUCAGGCCUGACGAGCGGCACGGUGAUGGCGUAUGCAGUGGAGUAUUAUGUGGACAGCAAGCGCGCCUUCGCCUCCGACCUGCUCAUCCGCAGCUCCACCGAGGCGCCCUUUGACCUGGAGGGCGAUGCAGGCAGCACGGUGUAUCUGCACCGCGCAGUUCGCACGGGGGCUGGCAUGGGGAAGGUGGGGAAGAGCAGGGUGGGGCAGUGGGGAGCGGAAGCAGGGGGCAGUGUGCUGCUAGCGGUGGUGCUGGGGGAGAGGGCAGCAGGGAAGGACGAGAGCGGGGUGGUGGGGUGA